AUGGAGGUGAGGUGGACUCCGGGGGACGUGGACACGGAGGACCGAGGAGCAGGCGAGGCGGAGGCAGUGAGGCAAAAGACCGGGGAAGGGAGUGCCCAGCCGACUGAACGGAGGACGAGGGGUGAUGGCCAGGCUCAGCGAGUGUCUGGCCAGAGGAAGAAUGGCUCGUGUGUUUGUGCGGUGGACUCCAACCUGUGGACGUUCCCUGCUGUGAAGUACGAGUCCGUGCUGCAGCAGGUUCAGUCCUGUGAAGGAUCUUUGAACAACCUGCAGGAACAGGUGACGUUAUCCAGCCAGCGUCUCCCUCAGAUCCAGGCCCUGGUUAAGAACAUGACGGCCCGGCUGGAGCCUCACCAGUACCUGCACAACCAGACACUGUACACAGCCUUGUCUCUGCGCCUGCUGGGCCAGGAGCUCAGCCAGUUGGAGACAGAUGUUGGUGUCAUCCACAAGCAGCUAAACAACGGCCAAACACAGAAACUCUCCAAAGAGGUGAGUAAAUUGCGUGCAGAUGUAGACAGGAAGCAAAUGUCAGACACAAUUAACAUGAAGACAGUCAGAGAGAAACUGCGCUACCUGAAGAACACCGCUGAGUCCUGCAAGUCAAUCCCCAAAGACUUCAGAGGCCAGGACAGGUACUGCCUCAAGGGCCUGAUCACAAAUAUUAGCGAACCUGUCAUGACUAAGGUCAGUCCUCACGGUAAGAGCUACAUCUCUGGUUCGUGGGGCAAACAGGCCCAGAUGGACAGCGAGGGGGAGAAGAACAGCUACUGGGUCCAACCUCUGCUCAGCAGCCACAUCUGGGGCAACUCCCUGCGUGUUUACCAAACCUACGAAGACUUCAUGGCCUCUGCCAACUACAGGGACUUUACCUUUGCUCCAUCCUACAGUCAUGCCGACAGCAUUGAGGGUCCCAGUGCUGUUCUAUAUGGUGAAGCGCUGUACUAUCACUGCUACCGCUCUGCAGACGUCUGUCGCUACGACCUGAAGAGCAACGCCGUCAAACGGGUGACACUUCCAGGCACCGGCGUGGGUUUCAACAAUAAGUUCCCGUAUUGUUACUAUGACUGCCGUGCCAAUAGUGAUGUAGAUGUGGAGGCAGACGAGACGGGACUAUGGGCAAUCUAUGCCACUGUCGGUAACCAUGGUAAUCUAGUGGUGAGUCGGCUAGUUUGGGACAGUGAGGCCGAGACACUAAAUGUCUCCCAGACGUGGGAGACGAGGCUGUUCAAGAAGGCAGUGAGCAAUGCUUUCAUGGUGUGCGGUGUGCUAUAUGCCACUCGAUUUGUGGACGAAUAUCGCGAGGAGGUGUUCUACGCCUUCGACACAGCAACAGGCAAAGAGGACAACUCACUAGCACUGCCACUGGAGAAGGUAGCUAAAGGAGUGGCCAGCCUGAGCUAUAACCCCAUCAACAGACAGAUCUACAUGUACAACGAUGGAUAUCUGCUGGCCUACCAGGCCAACUUCUGAUCUGAAGCUGUUGUAAUGUAUUGCAUGUUAGCCAUGUUCACAUAGCACCUAACAACAAGAAAUAGCUUGAUCCAUGAAGUAUGCCAAUGUUAGCAGCCAGGUACUCCAUGUUGUUAGGAUUUGUAGGGCAUCACAAACAAUGUUUGUAUGUUAAAACAUGUUUGUAAUGUAGUAACACUGAC
Molecule: messenger RNA, 1655 nt
Organism: Micropterus dolomieu (smallmouth bass)
Lineage: Eukaryota; Metazoa; Chordata; Actinopteri; Centrarchiformes; Centrarchidae
Product: olfactomedin-like
Exons: 6
Coding region: 1-1473 (490 amino acids)
Biological process (GO): signal transduction
Source: RefSeq, a predicted model, not a curated record